AUGGACGAGGAGGACUCUCCACAGCUGGUGACCCCCGAGUCGGUGAAAGCCAUCAUCUCGAGGAUUGAGGCUGCCCAGCUGACUCGGACUCAGGAGGACAUGUCCACCCAGCUCUCCGGCAUCUUGGACAAUGUCAACUGUGUCAUCAGCCGCUUCCAGGAGGAACUGGGAUACGAUUUAAAAGAAAAGGCAAAAUCCCAGCAGACGGAACAAAGGGGCAAGAACAGAUUCGUCUUGCUGGAGAAGAUUGCCUCCUUCUCCAAAGGUGCCAGAAUGAAAGAGAAGCACCUGUACGAACUUCUCCGCUGGCUGGCAGACUGGGGUGACAGUCUGACCUUUGAGAUCAGGAACAGGAAGAGCGAGAAGGAAGAGGAAGCCCUGGACGAGUGGAUCGAGGUGAUGGAGAGGGUCCUGCCUCUCUCCCUCAUGGCCACCAAGGGAGGGAUCGAGUCUCUCAUCUCCCUCUGCUCCACUCUGAUUGAAGAACAAAAGAAAAAGACACAAAUGUCCAAACGAACCCUCUGGCAGGGCUGGCAGGAGAAGAGCCCACAAGCAUCUCCUCCAGAGCCUCAGCCACCGAGCCCGGAGCAGAUGCUUCAGGACAAGCAAACCACCUGCACAAGGGUCUCCGAGGUGCGGUCCAUGCUGCAGGAGCUGCUGGACUCCACCACGUUCAACAAGGGGGAGGUGCAGGCCAUCCGGUACAUGUCUGCUGUGGUGGAGAACCUCAACAAGGCCUUGCUUCUCCAGCAUCAGGAGAACAUGUCCCUGGAGACCAAGUACCGGCACAUGAAACUGGAGAUGACCCGAGAGCUCAGCAGCCAGCGCCUCUACUUCCAGAAGGCCCUCCACAUCCUGGAGAACAAGAGGGACACCCUCCUGAAGCAGGUCGACGAAAUGGGGAGAAAGUACCAUGACCUGCUUCUGAUCCAGCACGCCCUGGAGUGUCAGCUGAAGAAGGCUCAGCGGGCUGGACAUCAUUCGGGAGACUCGAGGGGGAGGGCUUCGGUGGACUCGACAGACCUCCCUGAGAGAGAGAGGUCGGAAACAACAGAAACCUCCACGGGGCCCCCAACCAGAUCCUCGGUCUCUCCACCGGAGCCCGAUCAGGAGGAGCAGCUCUUUCGAGCGCACUCUCCAAGCCCGGCUGCCACCACCUGGGCCGGGGAUGAACCGCUCUCGGCCUGCCGACCACUCGCCACCCUGGCCACACAUUCGCGGAUCGCGGACAGGUACUGCGGCCAGGACCCGGGCGAGGAGAGCCUGCCGCCCGCAUCGCAGCCCUCGGUGGGAAGCCCGGCGGCAGCAGGCCCCGCUCACCCAGAGGAGGAGCAGGAGGAGGAGGAAGCAGCAGAAGAGGCCGAGAAGACUGGAGGCCUUCGAGUGAAGAUCCGGUUCAGGAAGAAGCCGUCCCCCGGGUCCGAGGCGCGCUCCUGCGAAGAGGAGGAGAAAUCCUCCUCCUUUCCGAUCCCCGAGCGGCCCGCGCGCAGGGGGUCCCGGCCCGCUCUGCAGACCUCCCUGGUGGCCCACAAGGAGAAGUACUGGAUGGACGUGGAGGCGCAGAGGAAGAACCUGGAGCUCCUGAGCCGGGCGGCCGAGCUGGGGCUCCCCCACUCUCUGCGCAGCAAAGCCCUGGAGCUCAUCACCACCACCAUGCAGCUGAGCGUGCUCCGGCUGCGGUGCCUGUGCGGGAAGUACAUCACGUACAGGCACUUCCGGAGACUCCGACAAGAAGUGAUCGACCACAUCCAAGCCCUUCGAGUAACGGGGGUUUCCUACCAGCCCCAGAGCCUCAAUGUCUACCUGGGAAACCUCGACCGCCUCCGGACCCUCAGGCUGCAGGCCUGGACGAACCAAGGGAAGGAGCUGGAGGAGAAGCACCGGGAGUGUCUGAGCAGCAUGGCAACCAUGUUCCCCAAGGUGGGCCUCCGCCCCGCGCGCGCCCGCCCGCCGCUGUGGGCACAGGAGAGAUGGAGCUGGGGCCAUUUUUGGCUGAGGUGGAUGGGAACUGGGGGUGCGGCCGAAGCCUCUGAACUUCAGGCAGAGAGGCAGGGGCUCAGCAGAGUUCAACAGGGGAGCCAGAUGGAGCCCGUCUGGAGGACUGAUGUGGCCUCCUCCAGCCACCCGAUAGAGAAGAAGACUCCCGGCUGCCUGGCAUGGGACCAGCUGGGGGGGUACCCAGACAUCCCCCGGCUCCUGGUGAUGGAUGUGCACUCCUCCUACCACAAAAGUUUGAUGACCCUCAAGAGCCGUGCCGUGACCACCCUAAGAAAGGACAGCCAGGAUGAGUCCUCAGAUGAGCCAGCUGAACUUGUGUGCAGGAGGUCCAGCGAGUCCCUGCUGGGAGCCCCAUGGAAGCCAGAAGCACCCGACAGUGCCAGUCCCCGCUCCAUCCCUUAGCCCGUGGCUCUCACAUGGGGACUUGUCACAAGUGCAGGGGCCCUCCAGGGGCACUGGGGGCUGCUGAGGGGCCUCUAGCCCCCAAACUGUACAUUGUUAA
This is a messenger RNA of Echinops telfairi (small Madagascar hedgehog), 2500 nucleotides long. It is a transcript of the gene FAM186B, whose product is annotated as family with sequence similarity 186 member B. Lineage: Eukaryota; Metazoa; Chordata; Mammalia; Afrosoricida; Tenrecidae. The transcript is spliced from 8 exons. Bases 1 to 2400 code for a protein of 799 amino acids. The record is from RefSeq and is a predicted model, not a curated record.